UUGACACCAUUGGCACCGCUUGAUCCGAUCACCAUCAAAAGUCCACCAAAAUUCCCUGAUCCGGUCAGCAAGCACGAUGACAACUCGGCAGAUGGCAUCUAUAAAGUGGCCGAAACUGAAAGUGUUCGUUGUAUCAGCACCUCUUCAUCGGCUCUGAGCACCACUGGUCUUUCAAGCAGUAGCACUGAGAUCAAUGAGGACAAUUUUACGAGCACAGCAACCGUGACAGCCUACGAGACAACGGAUGCGCCGCCUUCCAAUGAGAAAAGUCUUUCGAAGCCAACCGAUUUGAUUCUUUAUGAAUUCAACUUUCGACGGCUCCUGAUCGUCGCCUUGGGUCCACCAUUCAUCGCACUGAUAUGUGCUUUUUUGAUUGGUUUCUCGAUAGACUACGAUCUCUUGCUGAACUAUGAGUGGACUUGCGGUGGUCAUUUGGAAUAUGCUCGUCUUACCCCAUACGACACUCAGACCUAUUAUGGUGUUUGUUAA
This is a messenger RNA of Anisakis simplex (herring worm), 489 nucleotides long. Lineage: Eukaryota; Metazoa; Nematoda; Chromadorea; Rhabditida; Anisakidae. The record is from the annotation of a GenBank genome assembly.